AUGUUACAAGCUCCGGUAGCUAUCGGUAGAGCCCUCGUACGCGCAUCCAACCUCUGUUGGAAGUGCUCACGUGCUGGUCAUAGGUCAUCAUCUUACAGCUAUCCUCCUUGUCGUGCAGCAGAAGGGAUAAUCACGAUCUCCUCUGUGACCAAAGCUCGCAGUCUCACCGUUCGCCAAGCGGGAGCAGGCGUAGUAGCAGUAGCUACCAUCGUCCUCGCUCACCUCGUCAUUAUUCCUCCCGCAGUCCAUUUCAAGAUCGUCGACGAGUCGCAGUCCAUCAGAGAUCCCGUUCCUAUUCGCGAGAGGGACAUGAGUCGACUUCACACCAUCAUUCUCCUCACAGUUCUCGAUCGCACUCACAACAACGUGUCACCUUCCGUACGCCUUCGAGAGGCUCUCCGAGUCAUCGUAGGUAUAGUAUGUCGCCGCAUCCGCAGCUUCAUCAGUCCUUCCUGUCUGAUGAUGACGAUGCUCGAUGGAUGCUUUUUUGUCAUAAACCAACUCGUUCGUCUUUUAAACCGUCGCGAUUCGCCACGCUCAUGUUCAUAA
Haemonchus placei is the source of this 549-nucleotide messenger RNA. Lineage: Eukaryota; Metazoa; Nematoda; Chromadorea; Rhabditida; Trichostrongylidae. The record is from the annotation of a GenBank genome assembly.